AUGGAAUUGAGCGAUCUCGUACUUGACUUUUACGAGAUGACCAGUGCAGGCCGAGUUGACAUGAGUGAUUUCGAAUUACUUAAAGUACUUGGCACGGGAGCUUACGGUAAAGUUUUUCUCGUGCGUAAAAUAACCGGUGCCGAUAUAGGAAAACUAUAUGCAAUGAAAGUUUUAAAAAAAGCAGCUAUUUUACAAAAAGCUAAAACAGCUGAGCAUAUUAAAACUGAACGACAAGUUUUAGAAGCAAUUCGUCAGAUUCCAUUUUUAGUAUCACUUCAUUAUGCUUUUCAAAGUGAUUCUAAACUUCAUCUUGUUAUGGAUUAUGUCAGUGGUGGAGAAUUAUUUACACAUCUUAACAAACGACAACGUUUUAGUGAACAAGAUGCGAAAAUAUAUAUCGCCGAAUUAACACUUGCUCUUGGUCAAUUGCAUAAACUUGGAAUUAUUUAUCGGGAUAUUAAACUUGAGAAUAUCUUACUUGAUAAUGAAGGUCAUAUUGUUCUAGCAGAUUUUGGUUUAAGUAAAGAAUUUCGACCGGAUGAUGCGGAUAAACGAACAUAUUCAUUUUGUGGUACAAUUGAAUAUAUGGCACCGGAAGUUGUUAAAGGUGGAGAUGCUGGACAUGAUUUUACUGUUGAUUGGUGGAGUCUUGGUGUUCUUACAUUUGAACUUUUAACCGGUGCAUCACCGUUUACUGUCGAUGGCGAUCGAAAUACUCAACCAGAAAUAUCAAAACGAAUAGUAAAAAAUCAUCCAUUAAUACCAAGUCAUAUAUCGAAAAUAGCCAAAGAUUUUAUUCUUAAACUUUUAAUAAAAAAUCCAAAACGUCGUUUAGGUUCGAAAGGAUUAGAAGAUAUUAAACGUCAUCCAUUUUUUGGAUCUGAUAUGGAUUGGGAUGCUAUAGCACAAAAACGUGUUCAAGCGCCAGUUAAACCAAAACUUAAAAAUGAAAUGGAUACAAGUAAUUUUGCAGAGGAAUUUACUCGUUUACCAAUAACAGAUUCACCUGGAUUAGCUCCACCAACUGAAAGUCUCUUUCGAGGUUAUUCAUUUAUUUCGCCUACUGUUAUCUUUGGCCCAGAGAAUGCAGUAAAUGAAGAUUUAUAUAAUCUACUUCGUCUUACAAAUUAUCAACGACCUGAUCCAUCACAAUUGCAUCGAUUGAUUAAAACAAGUUCGUUUUUUCGAAAUUAUGAACUUAUCGAUCGUGAAGGUUUUCUUGGUGAAGGCAGUUAUUCAAUCUGUCGACGUUGUCGAAAUCGUCGAACACAAGAAGAAUUUGCUGUAAAAAUAGUUUCACAUAGACAAAAAGUUGAUGCACAAAAUGAAAUUGAACUUUUACAUCUAUGUCAAGGUCAUGCUAAUAUUGUUAAAUUACAUGAAGUUUAUUCUGAUGAGUUGCAUACAUAUAUUAUAAUGGAAUUAUUAACGGGUGGUGAACUUUUCUAUCGAAUUCGUACACAAACAUCAUUUUCUGAAAAAGAAGCAAGUCAAUUAAUGAAAAAACUUGUAUCAGCUGUCAAUUUUAUGCAUAGUAAUGAUUUAUGUCAUCGAGAUCUUAAACCAGAAAAUCUACUGUUCUCAUCAUCUGCUCCCGAUGCUGAAAUAAAAAUAAUUGACUUUGGUUUUGCUAAAAAACGUAUUAAACAUCAAACAAUGACAACACCAUGUGGUACACUCUUAUAUACAGCACCAGAAGUAUUACGUACUGCAACAUCAUUUAAUUGUUCUCAAUUAUCUUCUCUUUCUACAUCAUCCUCAUCCUCAUCAUCAUCAAGUACAACUGUAGCUUUUGUACCUUCCAUAACAAUAAAUACAAGUGCAAUUACAUAUGGUUAUGAUGAGUCAUGUGAUUUAUGGUCUCUGGGUGUUAUUUUAUAUACAAUGUUAAGUGGUGAAGUUCCAUUUAAUUCAAUAACAUCUCAUCGAACAGCUGAAGAUAUUGUUGAAGAUAUAGCACGUUCUCAAUUAUCAUAUGAUACACCAGCAUGGAAAAAUGUUUCACAAGCAGCUAAAGAUCUUGUUAAAGGUUUAUUGACAGUCGAACCAUCAAAACGUUUAACAAUUAAAGAUUUGUCGAGGAAUGCUUGGCUUCGAGGUUCAAGUAUUCCAAUAACACAGGAUCAUUUAAUGACACCCAGUAUACUUUGUCAAGCAUCUCGAUCUCUCAUUGUUCGUGCUGUUAAUGUAACAAUGCGUGCAUUUCAAAAAGCUGGUCAAUUUCAAUUAUCUUCUGUUACUGAUGGACUUCUAGCACAACGUCGUCAUGCAAAAAAAUCGACCGAUUCAUGUUCAUCAACAUCAAGUUCGACAACGACAUCGACUACAGCCGUUGUACCUACUAAUAACAUUUCUUCAUCUACAUUACCACAUACUCGCCGUUUAUGUGGUAAUGGUGUUUGUCGUUGUCGUCAUGCUCCAUGUCCACCAACGAAUGAUAUAUUAUCUUUGCCUUCAUUUGAUUUUAGUGAAGAAAGACUUUCACAAUUAAUCGAUCAAUAUCCAUUGACGACAACAACAGUACCACCAAAGAGAUAUGGAAUGACAUUACGAUCACGAACAACAGCUGCUACUAAUGGUAAUCAUCAUGAAUUUGCAUCUCCUGCUCCACCUCCACCUUUAUUACUUGUACCUUCUUUAUCAUUUUCUUCUUCUUCAUCGUCGUUGUCAUCGGCUUCAUCGUUGUCUUCCAUUGCUACAGAUAUUCUUCCUUCCACUAAUACUAAUAGUGAGAAACGUCCAUUAACAUCACCAAUUCAUCAUCCAUUAGCGUCAGCCAAUAAGAAAGUCAAACGAUCGGGUACCAUAACUAUUAAUGAUUAG
This is a messenger RNA of Rotaria sp. Silwood1, 2823 nucleotides long. Lineage: Eukaryota; Metazoa; Rotifera; Eurotatoria; Philodinida; Philodinidae. The record is from the annotation of a GenBank genome assembly.